Molecule: messenger RNA, 1527 nt
Organism: Eimeria maxima
Lineage: Eukaryota; Apicomplexa; Conoidasida; Eucoccidiorida; Eimeriidae
Exons: 7
Coding region: 1-1527 (508 amino acids)
Source: RefSeq, a predicted model, not a curated record
AUGCAACAAAAAAAGUUCAGAGAACAAAUCGUCAAUGGUGUCCGUCUCGUCAUGCAAGUGCGAGAGGCAGAAGAGAAGGAAAUGGGAUAUGCCAAUGUACCAACUGAGGACAAUUUCUUUGGGGAGUUCGAGGCAACAAGAGCGUUGCAUACAUCAAUAGAAGGCGCAGGCUGUGGUCUAUUUAAGAGAGUAUUAAGGAUAAGAAAACAUAUUUUCUUAAGAAGUCGUGAGGGUUUGAGAUUUGGCUGGGGAGAUAGACUAUCUUUACCAUCAACAGCAUCAACAGAAGUAGGGGCAGAGUAUGAGGAAGCAAUGGGUAUAGUAGAGAAUGCAUUAAAUAAUUAUGUACCUAGUUUAUCCUCUACAUUAACAAAAUUAAUAAAAGAAAAAAGAAUACAAAGAAGAUUAAUAAACCCUAAUCAAUAUAAUACAGAUCAAUAUAAUAAUUCUCUUUCUUCUCUUGAUUACUGUCCUUAUGAGCCCUCCCCCUUGGGUAUUCCUCUAUUAGGGGAUUCUUUUAUCUCCCCUCUUACUGGCACUUUCUUAUCCUUUACUUAUACACCUGAUGUUGGUGCUGCAGGACUCGCACAAUUCGUCUGGCGUAAUUUGAUGCAGACAAAGUUACAGGAACUGAAUCCAUUGAUGGCAUCAUUUAUAUCUCCCUCCCCUCCCUCUUCCUCCUCCUCUCCCUCCCUAGGCAGCAGCAGCAGCAGCAGCAGCAGGAGCAGGAGUCCAAGUGUCCUAGCCCGUAACAAUUCCUUAUUAGUAGAGGCAUUUGCUCUAUGGGGUCGUCAUGUUGCAUUUAUUGAGGAUUUAAAUUCUGUCUUUAAUCCCCAACAACAAUUAAGAUUAUUAAUUUCUUAUUUAGAUGAAACUAUAGGAAGAGUUGUUAAAGGGUCACUAAGAAGAUCUUUUGCCAAAAGAAUGAAGGCAUGGGCAAACACAAGUAAACCCUUGGAAGAAUUAGAGAAGGCUUGGCUCCGUUCCUUCAAAGACCAUUUUGGACCAGAAGGAGAUGUAUUUGAUACUUAUGCUGGUGUUCGAUCUCAAUGGUUAUUUUCUGAUGUUUUUGAGGAAUUAAUGAAUCUAGAUUCAUCAACAACAGCAGAAGGGAAUAAUUUAGUUAUUUCUUCUCCUUUUUCUUCUUCUCUUUCUUCUCUUGCAUCUUUUUCUUCUUCUCCUUCCUCUUCCUCCUCUCCUUCUCCCCCUAAGCCCGUAUAUAUUAUGGCAUUCAUGGGGUUAUUAAAAGUAUUUAAUGAUUGUUAUUUUAUUAAGGGGUACCGUAAGACAGACAAACAAAGAAAACCUACACAAGAGGCAAUAAGCAAGGCAUUUAAUAACUUUGUUGCUGAGGCAGAGAAGGAAGGAUUUAUUCGUGCAUUAGCUAAUAGAGGAGCAGCUGUACAUACACCCAGAUUCUGGACAGAUGCUAUGCAUGAAACCGUCGAUAAGCCAAUAUUGGAGGCGGAGAUGUUAGCACAAGAAUUAUCUUAUUUCUUAACACAUAAAGUAAAAGGAGCAGCAUAA